Molecule: messenger RNA, 3681 nt
Organism: Chiroxiphia lanceolata (lance-tailed manakin)
Lineage: Eukaryota; Metazoa; Chordata; Aves; Passeriformes; Pipridae
Gene: CILP2
Product: cartilage intermediate layer protein 2
Source: RefSeq, a predicted model, not a curated record
AUGGGGGAGCUGGCACUGGCACUGCUGGCGCUCGCUGCCCUGCACGGGGCAGGGGCCACAGAGCCCCUGGAGAAUGACUCGGAGCCCGGGAAGAGCGGAACGGUGGGAAAGCCCUGGAAAGCCGCCCCCAACCCGGCAGAGCUGGACCUGGACACGGCAGGUAAAGGUGCCGAGUGGACGUCCUGGUUCAACAUCGACCACCGGGGGGACGGGGACCACGAGAGCCUGGAGGCCAUUCGCUUCUACUACCGGGGCCGCGUCUGCGAGCGGCCCGUGGCCAUCCAGGCCCGGACCACCGAGUGGGAGCUGCCCGAGGAGGUGGGCGAGGUGGUGCACGCCAGCCCCAAGAGGGGCUUUCGCUGCAUCAACAAGGAGCAGCCCCCGGGCAAGACCUGCUCCAAUAACAGCUUCCUCUGCCCGCUGGAGCACAUCUACUGGUCCCACUGGUCCUCGUGGAGCCCCUGCUCGCGCCGGGCCUGCGGCAGCAGCGGCACCCAGACCCGCGCCCGCCGCUGCCUCAGCGCCCGCCCCGCGGCCGCGCUCAAGGAGGUCAAGUGCAAGGGCAAAGCCGUGGAGCGCCGGCCCUGCAGCACUGGGCCCUGCCCAGAGCCUACCUGGACGGAGUGGGGCCCCUGGGGUCCCUGUUCCCGCAGCUGCGGCAGCGCCGGGACGCGCGUCCGGCGCCGGAGCUGCGAGGCCGCCAAGAAGACGCCGUGCCCCGGCCGCCCCACCGAGGUGCAGAAAUGUCCCCCCUCGCCCUGCCCAGCCUGCCCCGAGCACAGGCUGCAGGGCACCGUCCUCACGGGCGCCGGGGCGGCGCUGCCGGACGCCAGGAUCUACCUGGAGGGCUCCCCGCCGGCGCUGCUGGGCCGCAGUGACACCCACGGGCACUUCACCAUCACCGCGGGGCUGUGCCAGGGCAGUGCCAACAUCAGUGCCCCACCACGAGGGCUUCGCCCGGCGCUGGCACCCGUCACCUCCAACGGCACCGGCGCGGCCCCGGUGCUCCUGAGGCUGCAGCGGCUGGAGAAGCCCUACAUGGUGCUGCACCCCAGGGCGCAGGUCCGGGAGGCCGCGCAGGACGUGACCUUCUGCUGCAAAGCCUCGGGCACCCCCGUGCCCAAGAAGUACUACUGGUACCACAACGGGACGCUGCUGGACAGGAAGGGGCAGCAGCCUGGCGGCCGCCUGGCACUGCGGGGGCUGGCACCGGAGCAGGCCGGCACCUACCACUGCAAGGCCAGCUCCGAGGCGGGCGCCAUCCACUCGGCGCCGGCACAGCUCACCGUGCUGGCCCAGGGCCAGCAGAGCUGCCGCUCGGAGCCGGAGCCGAGCCUGGUGGAGCUGCCCAGCGAGUGCCCCCGGGACGCCGCCGGCUCCCGCCACUACAACGUGGGCCGGUGCCCGCCCUCCCCGUGCCCCGGCGGCCCCGGCGACCCCUCGGGCUGCGGGGGGGCCCCGGGGCACUGCUGCGUGCGCAGGAUGGAGCUGCGGGAGAUCCCCUGCGCCGGCUCCCUGCUGCCCGUCAAGGUGGUGGCCGAGUGCGGCUGCGGGCCCUGCGCCCAGCCCCGCGUGCUGGUGCAGGGCCGGGUGACGGCGGCCGACACCGGGGAGCCCCUGCGCUGCGGGCAUUUCCUGGGCGGCAGGAAGGUGGGAUUCACCGGCUACAAGGGCUCCUUCACCAUCGAGGUGCCGCCGGACACGCGGCGCCUGGUGGCUCGUUUCGUGGACCGACAGCAGCGGUUCCUGGACGCCGUCAAGGUCCUGCCCUUCGACCCCCGCGGGGGCAGCGUGUACCAGGAGGUGAAGGUGCUGCGGAAGAAGGAGCCGGUGGAUCUGGACGGCAGCCGGGGCAACGCCAUCCCUCUGGGCGAGGCGAGCGGCCGGGAGCCCAUCGGGGAGCUCGUCCUUCCCGCCGGCGCCUUCCUGCGCCCCUCCGGGGAGGUUUUCAACGGCACGGUCAGAGCCAGCGUCACCUUCCUGGACCCCAGGGACGUGGCGACGGCCAGCGCCGCCUCCAGCGACCUCAGCUUCGCCAACGCCGAGGGCGAGAUCGUCCCCCUGCGCACCUACGGCAUGUUCUCCGUGGAUUUCCGGGAGGGGGAGAGCGGUGCGGCGCUGCAGACGGGGCCGGUGCAGGUGCGGAUGGACACGGGGCAGGUCUGGAUGCCGGAGCACCUGCAGAAGAUGAAGUUGUGGUCCUUGAACCCCGAGACCGGCCUGUGGGAGGAGGAGGGGAUCCUCCGCCCGGCCGCGGGCAGCCGGCGGAAGAGGGAGGAGAGGACCUUCCUGGUGGGGAACCUGGAGAUCCGGGAGCGGCGCCUCUUCAACCUGGACGUGCCGGAGGAUCGCCGCUGCUUCGUCAAGGUCAGGGCCUACAGCAACGAGAAGUUCAACGCCUACGAGCAGCUGGAGGGGGUGGUCAUCAGCCUCAUCAACCUGGAGCCCCAGCCCGGCUACCCCUCCAACCCCCGCGCCUGGGGCCGCUUCGACAGCGUGGUGACGGGCCCCAACGGCGCCUGCCUGCCCGCCUUCUGCGACGGCCAGCGCCCCGACGCCUACUCGGCCUACGUCACCGCCACGCUGGGCGGGGAGGAGCUGGAAGCCGUGGCCUCCAGCCCCAAGCUCAAUCCCGGCGCCGUCGGGGUGUCCCAGCCCUACCUGGGCAAGCUGGGCUACCGCCGCUCGGACCACGACGACCCCGACCUGAAGAAGACGGCCUUCCAGAUCAACGUGGCCAAGCCCGACCCCAACAACGUCGACGAGAGCAACGGCCCCAUCUACUCGUACCGCAGCCUGGAGGAGUGCGAGCGGGCGCCGGCCAGCGCCAACCACCUGCGCUUCUACCGCGUGGAGGUGGAGAAGUACGAGUACAAUGUGGUGCCCUUCAGGGAGAGCGACCUGACCUCCUGGACCGGGGACUACCUGUCGUGGUGGCCCAACCCCCAGGAGUUCAGGGCCUGCUACAUCAAGGUGCGGAUCGAGGGGCCGCAGGAGUACAUGGUGAGGUCGCGGAACGCGGGGGGCACCCACCCCCGCACCCGGGGGCAGCUCUACGGGCUGCGGGACGCGCGCAGCGUGCGGGACCUGGCGCUGGACGGCACCUCGGCGGCCUGCGUGGAGUUCAAGUGCAGCGGGAUGCUCUUCGACCAGAGCCUGGCCGACCGCACCCUGGUGUCCGUCGUGCCCCAGGGCAGCUGCCGCCGCACGGCCGUGAACAACCUCCUGAGCGAGUACCUGAGCCGGCACCCGCCGCCGGCCGACAACAACCACACCGGCGCCUUCGCCAUGCUGGCCCCGCUGGACCCGCUGGGCCACAACUACGGCAUCUACACGGUGACGGACCAGAACCCGCGCCUGGCCAAGGAGAUCGCCAUCGGCCGCUGCUUCGACGGCACCUCCGACGGCUUCUCGCGGGAGAUGAGGGCGGGCGCGGGCACGGCCGUCACCUUCUCGUGCCAGGAGCGGCCGCCGGGCCGGGAGAGCUUCUUCCAGCGCCUGCUGACGGCCCCGGUCGAGGCGCUGGCCGAGAUCCGGCGGGAGAUGGGGGCCGGCGAGCUGCGCCGCGCCCCCCCCGAGGUGAUGGACUUCGCCUCCGGCGCCCGGGCCCCGGGCCCCACGCCCACCCGCCGGACCCCCAGCAGCCCGCGGAGGCCGGGCCGGAUCCGGGGCCGGCCCUGA